UUGGGAUUAGUUCCAGUUUCUCCUGUGUCUGCUGGAGGAUACGACGAUCAAGAUGAUGAUGACGACGAUGAUGAUGAUGAUGAUGAUGAUGAUGAUGAUGAUGAUGAUGAUGAUGAUGAUGAUCAUUCGCAUAAUGAUCCUGAUGAUUCGGAUGACGAUGAAGACUCGGAUGAUGAUGAUGAUGAUGAUUCGGAUGAUGAUGAUGGUGAUGAUGACGAUGAUGAUUCGCAUGAAGCCUCGGAUGAUGAUGAUAAUGAUGAUUCGGAUGGUGAUGAUUCGGAUGACGAUGAUGAUGAAGAUGAUGAUGAUGACGAUUCGGAUGAUGAUGAUGUUUCGGAUAAUGAUGAUGAUUCGGAUGGCGAUGAUGAUUCGCAUGAUGAUGAUGAUGAUGAUUCGGAUGAUGAUGAGGAUUCGGACGAUGACGGUGAUGAUGAUGAUGAUGAUGUUGAUGAUGAUGAUGAAGAUGAUGGUGAUUCGGAUGAUGAUCAUGAAUCGGAUGAUGAUGAAUAUGAUGACGCUCAAGAUGAUGAUGAUUCGGAUAAUAAUGAUGAUGAUUCGGAUGAAGGUGAUGAAUCGGAUGAUGAUCAUGAUGACCAUUCGGCUGAUGACGAUGAUGAUGAUGAUGAUGAUGAUCAUGAUUCGGAUGAUGAUGAUGAUGAUGAUUCGGAUGACAAUGAUGAUGAUGAUGACGAUGAUGAUAAUGAUGAUGAUGUUGAAGUUCCGGAUGAUGAAGAUGAGGAUGAAUAUUCGGAUGAUGAUUCGGAUGAGGUUCAGGAUCAUGAUGACCAUUCGGCUGAUGACGAUGAUGAUGAUGAUGAUAAUGAUUCGGAUGAUGAUGAUGAUGAUGAUGACUCAGACGAUUCGGAUGACGAUGAUGAUGAUGAUGACUCUGAUGACGAUGAUGCUGAUGAUGAAUAUAAUGAUGAAGAUGAUGACGAUUCGCAUGCUUAUGAUGAUUCGGAUGAGCAUUAUGAUGGUCACCCGGAUGAUGAUCAUUCGGAUGAUGUUGAUGUUGAUGAUGAUGAUGAUGAUGAUGAUGAUGAUGAUGAUGAUGAUUCGGAUGAAAAUGGUGAUGAUGAUGACGAUUAUGUUAAUGAUGAUGAUGAUGAUGGUGUUGGUGAUGAUGAUGAUGAUGAUUCGGAUAAUGAUUCGGAAGAUCAUGUUUCGGAUGAUGAUGAUUUGGAUGAGGGUCACAUGGAUUACAUGGAUUCCGAUGAUGCUGAUGAUGAUUCGUAUGAUGAUGAUGAUUCGGAUAGGGAAUUGGAGGAUGACGAUGUUGUUGAUGAUGAUGAUGAUUAUGAUGAUGAUGAUGAUGAUGAUGAGGAUGAUUCGGAUAAUGAUUGGAAUGAUGAUGAUGAUGAUGAUGAUGAUAUUGAUGAUGAUGAUGAUGAUCAUUCUCAUAAGGAUCCUGAUGAUUCGGAUGACGACGAAGACUCGGAUGAUGAUAAUGAUGAUGACUCGGAUGAUGAUGAUGGUGAUGAUGAUGAUGAGGACGAUGAUGAUUCGCAUGAUGCCUCGGAUGAUGACGAUAAUGAUGAUGAUGAUGAUUCGGUUGAUUCGGAUGAUGAUGAUGAUGAUCCGGAUGAUGAUGUUGACUCGUAUGAUGAUGAUAAUGAUGAUGAUGAUGGUGAUGAUGAUGAUGUUCAUGAUGAUGAUGAUGAUUCGGAUGAUGAUGACGAUUCGAAUGAUGAUGAUGAUGAUGAUGAUGAUGAUGAUGAUGAUGAAGAUUCGGAUAAAGUUUCGGAUGAUGAUGAUGAUAGGGAUUCGCAUUCGGAUGAUGACGGUGAUUCGGAUGAUGAUGACGAUUCGAAUAAUGAUCCAGAUGAUGAUCAUGAUGGUGAUGAUGAUGAUGAUUCGGAUGAUGAUGUUGAUUCGGAUGAUGAUGAUAAUGAUGAUGAUGAUGAUUCGAUGAUGACGAUGAUGAUUCGGAUGAUGAUGGUGAUGAAUAUGUUGAUGAUGAUGAUAAUGAUGAUCGAGAUGAUGAGCCGGAUGAUGAAUAUUUCGUAUGAUGUUGAUGAUAAUGUUGAGUCGGAUUAUCACGAUUAUGAUGAUUCGGCUGAUGAUGAUGAUGAUCAUGAUGAUGAUGAUUAUGAUUCUAAUGAUGAUGACUAUGGUAAUCGUGAUUCGAAUGAUGAUGAUGAUGGUGAUGAUGACGAUGAUGAUACGGUUAAUGAUGCGGAUUACGACGAUGACGAUGUUGAUGAGGAUUCGGAUGAUGACGGUGAUUUGGAUGAUGAUGAUGAUUCGGAUGAUGAUCCGGAUGAUGACCCUGGUGAUGAUGAUGAUGUUUCGGAUGAUGAUGAUGAUAAUGAUGAUGAUGUUGAUGAGGAUGAUGAUUGUUAUUCGAAGGUUGAUGAUAAGGUUAAUGAUGAUGAUGAUGAUAAUGAUGAAGAUGAUCAUGAUCAUUAUGAUUCGGAUGACGAUGAUGAUGAUUCGGAUGAAGAUGAUGAUUCGGAUGAUGAUGAUGAUGAUGAAUAUGUUGAUGAUGAUGGCGAUGAUGAUGAUGAUGAUGAUGAUGGUGAUGAUUCGGUUGAUGAUGUUGAUUCGGAUGAUGAUGAUGAUGAAUCGGAUGAUGAUCCGGAUGAUCCCGAUGUUGAUGAUGAUGAUUGUGAAGAAGAUGAUGAUGUUUCGGAUAUUGAUGAUUCGGAUCAUGAUUCUGAUUAUUCUGGUGUUCAUAAUGAAGAUUGGAAUGAUUCGGAUCACGAUGAUGAUGAUGAUGAUGGUGAUGAUGAUGAUGAUGAUUAUUGGGAUGAUGAUGAUGAUGAUUAUGUUGAUGAUGAUGUUGACGAUUCGGAUGAUGAUGAUGAUCCGGAUGAUGAUGAUGAUGAUGUUGAUGAUGAUGAUGAUGCGGAUGAUGAUGAUUAUGUUGAUGAUGAUGAUGAUGAUUUGGAUGACGAUGAUUUGGAUGAUGAUCCGGAUGAUGACCCUGAUGAUGUUGAGGCUUUUUCGGAUGAUGAACAACCGGUUGAUGGAAGCGUUCGUGUUGGAUGUUUGAUAGAUGUGGCCUAUACGCUUGCUUCAUUGUUCACAGUCCACCAUUGA
Molecule: messenger RNA, 3042 nt
Organism: Echinostoma caproni
Lineage: Eukaryota; Metazoa; Platyhelminthes; Trematoda; Plagiorchiida; Echinostomatidae
Source: the annotation of a GenBank genome assembly